AUGUCGUACAACAAGGACAAGGACUUCGGCGACGCGCCCAAAACCCACAAGAUUCGCAUCACUCUUUCUUCCAAGAAGGUCGCCAGUCUGGAGAAGGUCAGCACCGAGCUCAUCGAGCGAGCCAAGAGCAAGGAUCUGCGCGUCAAGGGCCCCGUCCGCCUGCCCACCAAGAUCCUGAAGGUCACCACCCGAAAGACGCCUUGCGGUGAGGGUUCCAAGACCUGGGACUGCUACGAGAUGAGAAUCCACAAGCGCCUGAUCGACCUGAACGCGCCGACCGAGAUCGUCAAGCAGAUCAUCGUCAACAUCGAGGCCGGUGUCGAGGUCGAAGUCACCAUCGCCGCAUAA
Molecule: messenger RNA, 348 nt
Organism: Anthostomella pinea
Lineage: Eukaryota; Fungi; Ascomycota; Sordariomycetes; Xylariales; Xylariaceae
Source: the annotation of a GenBank genome assembly